Molecule: messenger RNA, 1433 nt
Organism: Salvia miltiorrhiza (redroot sage)
Lineage: Eukaryota; Viridiplantae; Streptophyta; Magnoliopsida; Lamiales; Lamiaceae
Exons: 7
Coding region: 102-1241 (379 amino acids)
Source: RefSeq, a predicted model, not a curated record
AAAAAAGAAAGGCUAAAAGAAGCAUAAAGGAGCGGAACGAGGCAGGGAAGCACAGUCUGUCCAGCUUAAAAAAAAAUAAAAAUAAAUAAAUAAAAAGAGUGAUGGAGAGCAGCGGCGGAGCCACCGCGCCCAACUGGACUGAGAAGGUGGAAGACCUCGUUCACGGCGGAGAAGUCGACGAAGCUAUCGCUUUUCUUGAAUCCACAGUCUCCAAUCUCGUGGAGCAAUUCAAAAAUGAUAAAAAUGGCGGAAUGUCGCCCUCUUCCGUAGCUGAUCAGCUGGCCACUGCUCUUCAAGACCUCUCCAAACUUUAUUCCGCUCGAGGCUUCUCUCUAAGAGCCGAUCAAGCUUUCUCCCGCGCACUCCAAAUCAGUCACGCCAAAGGGGGUUCACUCAUUGAAACAGAGUCAGUUUCUGAUGUAUUUACAGAGGCUCGGGAUUCACGGAAUGAGGUUACCGCUGAUCAUAUUGCAGAGCAUGGCUAUGGUGAGAGUUCUUCAAACUUGAAAAGUGAUGACUUCCCACUGGAGGGUGAUGCUGAAGAUGACUGGGAAGCUAUAGCAGAUUGUGCCCCGGAGGAGUUGCUUUCCCCACAGUGUUUAUCAGGGGUAUCAAAACUUUCUCUGGAAGACUCAAAAGAAGACUCAAAAGCUCAAGCCACCAAGAGACGAGGAAGGGGAACAUUCUCUUACAAGAAGCAGGGUCUUUAUAGUGAUAGCCAGUCUGAUGAACCUUGUAUAGAUGACUCUGAAGAUGCUUCUUUGUGCCAAGAUGAGGACCUGGAAAAGAGAAACUCAAUGCAUGGUACUCGCCAUAUUCUUGUUCUAGCUGACUUCAAUCCAAGCACUAGGACAACUGACUUAGAGAAGUUGCUGGGAAGCUUCAAAGAUCGUUUUGUAAUUCGCUGGGUGAAUGACACAACUGCACUUGCUGUAUUUAGAACACCAUCUGUUGCUCUUGAGGCUCUUAAUUCCACCAGGUGCCCCUUUACAGUUCGUCUACUUGAUGAGGACGAAGAACUUUUCAGUAAAAUUCCACCAAAAGAUUUGGAGCCACCCCGUCAGCGGCCUCAGACAUCAGCAAGAACUGCUCAGAGAUUAAUUGCUCAGAGUAUGGGAAUAAGACUGCCCUCGUCGUUUGGAUCCAACGAGCUACGGAAGCAGGAAGAAGCCAGGAAAAAUCGGAUACUGUCGAGACAGAAUAUGCGAGAUGAUGCUUGGGGUGAUGAAGAUCCAAACUAGGUCCAAUUCUUUACAUUUUGAAUAGGUUGGAAUGGAUGAGUGCAACUGUUAAUUAGAAAAUUAAUAGCUCCAAUUGAUUGUGAAACAUUCACUCAGUUUUCUCAAAUGCAGUACAGGCAAAUUUUACAGAGGGUGCAAAGUGUUAGUGACAAUGAAAAGCUUCUAUGCCUAACCAUUUUAGGUUUGAUAUUA